GACGCGCUGCAUGCUGGGACAGCCGUUCGCGGUGUUGGCGGUAGCUGCCGCGCCUGGGCGCUGCGCACGGGUCCGCCCCGUCUCUUCCGGCGGAGCGCUUCCGCACACCCGGCAGUGUUUUGGCCUGUCUGUCGUCCCGUAGGAGUGAAGGUUGGCGCUAUGGACGUUAAUCAGCCCAAGCAGGAGCACUUGCUGGCUCUGAAAGUGAUGAGGCUAACCAAACCCACUUUAUUCACUAAUAUUCCUGUGACUUGUGAAGAAAGAGAUUUGCCAGGUAGUCUGUUUAACCAGCUUAUGAAAGAUGAUCCUUCCACUGUAAAGGGAGCAGAAACUUUGAUGCUUGGAGAAAUGCUGACUCUGCCGCAAAAUUUUGGAAAUAUAUUUCUGGGAGAAACGUUUUCCAGUUACAUUAGUGUACACAAUGAUAGUAACCAAGUUGUCAAGGACAUAUUGGUGAAGGCCGAUCUACAGACAAGUUCUCAGCGCUUGAAUCUUUCAGCUUCUAGUGCUGCAGUGGCAGAACUUAAACCUGACUGUUGCAUUGAUGAUGUGAUUCAUCAUGAAGUAAAGGAGAUAGGAACACACAUCUUAGUUUGUGCAGUAAGUUACACUACGCAGACAGGAGAGAAGAUGUACUUCAGAAAGUUCUUCAAAUUUCAGGUCCUUAAACCGCUAGAUGUGAAAACCAAAUUCUACAAUGCUGAGAGUGACCUCAGUUCUGUGACAGAUGAAGUGUUUUUGGAAGCUCAGAUUCAGAAUAUCACUACGUCUCCAAUGUUUAUGGAGAAGGUUUCUUUAGAGCCAUCUAUGAUGUACAGUGUUGCAGAACUGAACACAGUUGACACAGCGGGAGAAAGUGAGUCUACUUUUGGCUCAAGGACUUACUUACAACCUAUGGAUACACGUCAGUACUUAUACUGCCUAAAACCAAAGCAAGAAUUUGCAGAGAAAGCUGGAGUAAUAAAAGGUGUGACAGUGAUUGGCAAAUUAGACAUUGUAUGGAAAACUAAUCUGGGUGAACGAGGAAGGCUGCAAACUAGCCAGCUUCAAAGAAUGGCUCCUGGUUAUGGUGAUGUAAGGCUUUCUUUGGAGACAAUACCAGACACUGUAAAUUUGGAAGAACCUUUUGACAUUACAUGUAAAAUAACAAACUGCAGUGAAAGGACUAUGGACCUGGUUUUAGAAAUGUGCAAUACUAAUUCCAUCCACUGGUGUGGAGUUUCAGGAAGGCAACUUGGAAAGCUGCACCCAAGUUCAUCUCUCCAUCUUGCACUUACAUUGUUGUCAUCAGUGCAGGGAUUGCAGAGUGUCUCUGGCUUAAGACUUACAGACACAUUUUUGAAGAGAACGUAUGAAUACGAUGAUAUUGCACAAGUCUGUGUAGUUUCUGCAGAAGUCUAACAAAGCUGAAGUAAAAAAAACCUUCUGUAUUUCUGCUGUGUUUUUAUCUUUUUUAUUUAGGACCAAUUUCAUGAUGUUUUGGCACCCAGAUCACAUGAAAAUCUGUAAAAACAAAACCCACCCCCCUAUAUAGUUGAAAACAUAAUUAUGCUUAUUUAAUUUCUCUGAGUAUUUUUUUUACUGUUUUAAAAUCUCUUCUAAAAGAUGCAUACAUGUUAUUUCCUGAAAGUAAAGCUUUUAAAUAAAGUGUAGCUCUAGCAAAUUACAUGGCAUUAACAUUACCUUGGGGCAAGGGGCUGAGAUUGUUAGGAAAUUGUAGCAGCUUUGCACUAUUUUUUUGUUAUUUUUCAAAUAUUUAAUCAGUUUAAAAACUGUGGGUUUUGACAAAACUGCCACAGUUUGAAGGAACUGAUCUUUUACAGACAAGUUCCUGUAAUCCAACCCCCUAAAAAAUGUCUCAGAAUACCUGGUGUGGCUGUGUAUUUAUGUGGUAUAUGAGCAGCCAAAAGAACUAUACAGUGUGAUACGGGAAUUGGACAAGAAAGUGCAUCUGCCACUGUUGAGACAUUGGCAGGUAGGAAGGGGAGCAUCAGCCAAAUACAUGUUCUGGUUGUGGCCUAGUCUUUAGAAAGAAGCAAUACAGCAAAUCUGACCCAGCAAUACAGGGCAUGCUGUGAACAAGCAUGUUACUUCCCAACCAGUAGGAAACUGAAAAAUAAAAUACCAGAACUCAGAAUACUUUUUUUUAUUGUUAAACUAAGGCAGUGCAAAUUAUGUUUUUAGGAAGAUGAGGAUAAAAAUCCUAAUGGCUGCCCUAGUUCGGAUUUUCCAAGGAAUAAAUGCGGGAAGGGAAUUCAGGACUUUGUUAAACACUGAAAUGUACUUUCCCCUAACUUUAUUGUGACAAAAGAUGGAAAUAUUUUUGGCUGAAAUUUCUAAGUCACCUAAAGGUAGCCAUUUAAUACAGAAAUUGGACUGGCUCUCUAACUAGUUUAGUUUGUGUUAAAGAUUUUAUUCAGUGACUUGUCAUGUUUCUCAGCUACCACAGUGGCACUUGGCAACCUUAGUUUUGAAAAUAUUGUACCAAAGAUUCAGAAUUAGAUCCUGAAAUAUUGGAUGAAUUUAGGAUCAACUUACUAAAUUGAGGGAAUGAGUCCAUACUGGGAAAAACUCAAACUAUUUCCUGCACAUCUAAUAAAAUUCAGACACACCAAUAUAGCUAUUGCAUUUAAAGAAUGCAAUUCACCUGUUACUCUAGAUGCAUGAACAGUGAACAAUAAACCCACAACUAUCCAGUCAAAAAAUGUAAAUAACUUUAUUUAUAAUCUAUUUUCAACUUAAACUGACACAAGUUGAACAAGACAUAAUCACAUGGUGAUAAGAGGUGGGAGAGGUACAGAAAUGGUAGGCAAGUUGCAUUUUACCAGUAUGACUUUCUGUAGCCCUUGGAACAGUGCAUGAAUCCAAAACUGCAGAGCCAGUGCUUUCUCAGUAUGCAUGAGUGAUUUUUACUCUCUACUUGUUACAAAACCAAAACUGUAACUGAAACAAUUUCUAAGCUGAAUAUUUCAUUAGAUGUCAUUAUGAUCAGGCAUAGUUACAAGAGUAUACUUCCAUGCAAGCAUAUUACAGUUUACAAUUUGAGUACAAAACCUUUUCUUCUCUAAUAAUUAUUACACUUAUAUGCUGAUAGAAUAGUAAUGAUAUAAAUCCAGUUUAGUGUUAAGUGCACAUUUUCUGAGUUGAAUGAUAAAUUGCAACUGACCUUGAAACAGUGUUUCUGGGGACUGUGGUUUACCACGUGAUCUAGCAGGAUGAAAAAUUUUCGUGCAAAAUAAAGUGCAGUUAUUACACAGGAAAAGAUUCCUUCCCCACCCUGUGAUUUAGACAUACUGCAUGACCGUGAAACAAUCUAACCUAUUCAAGGCAAAAUAGUCUCUAGCAUAAAUGAACCUUCUGUUCCCAGUUUCAAUGGCAAAGCAUGUUAAUGAGAGCUCCUGUUAUUGGUUUUGCUGUUUUCAUUUAGGCUAUAAAGCCCUUUCUGUUAACACACAAGAAACAAAGAUUGUUUACAAGUAUUGUGCCAGUUGAAGCACAUUCCUAUGUAGCACACAGUUAGCUAAUAGCUAUGUAACUAUAUAGCCCGUAAUUAGCUAAUGCCAUCAAUGUUUUAAUACUCUGGUUACAUAUUAUCUGUAUUGGAGUAAAACCUAAAUGACAAUAUUGUAGUGUGCUAAAUGGAAGUUACCACUCUAAUACUUUCAAGAGUAGUUUUCAGAUUAACUAACCAAUGCUUAACUCUCUUUAAACCUGGGAAUAACUCUCCUACAAAUCCAAUAAGCUGUAGGUCAAGUACAACUUCUACAGCCAGUCUUAGCACAUUUUGUAGUUCUUAGGGAACUUUCAAGAGGUUCUUGACAUUCUUUCUGUCUUAAGGUAGAAAGAUGAGUGUGAGAGAUACUGCAUUGCUGUCCAGUCCACUCUGGAUUUAUUUGUUCUUGUAAAACUCACUUUGAGCAGUUGAACACACAGAACAAAUUACUAAAAGGAGCUGUGAAGUUCAACAGGAGAUAGGCUAAGAGCAAUGCUUCUUUCCUGACACAACAUGCUAUUCUGAGAAAUGUUUGUGCAGUAGUUGUAGCCCACCUACAGCCUCCAUUGAUAUUUGUUGUAAAUGGUAUCUUGUCCUGUAAAAUGUAACUGAACUUAACCAGCAGUUUCCUUCAGUUGAUUAUAUUCAGGAUCUGAACUACCUCUGAAAAAGGAUCCUGUUAGGAGUUUUAUUCUUUGUCAUCAGGUGUUAAGUCAGAAGUUGCUGCUUGGAAAUGCAUUUUAAUGUAAAGAGUAUCUCUACACUCUACAGCCUCAAAGAGACAGCUACACAAAAUUAAUAUAUAGAUUUUCAAAAGCAUUUAAGUGCUGUACAUAGGAAUUGAAUAAAGUAUGAAAUGUC
This is a messenger RNA of Pogoniulus pusillus (Red-fronted tinkerbird), 4354 nucleotides long. RefSeq names its product trafficking protein particle complex subunit 13 (gene TRAPPC13). Bases 160 to 1401 code for a protein of 413 amino acids. Lineage: Eukaryota; Metazoa; Chordata; Aves; Piciformes; Lybiidae. The record is from RefSeq and is a predicted model, not a curated record. The transcript has 13 exons. Gene Ontology annotation, cellular component: TRAPPIII protein complex.